AGGACGAACAGUCACCAUGGUUGUUAAGACCGAGCUUUGCAGUUAUACGGAGUUCCGUGUCUACCCUGGACACGGCCAGCGCUUCAUCGCUAAGGACGGGAAGGCCCAUUUCUUCUUCAACUCGAAGGCCGCCUCCCUUUUCCAGCAGCGCAUCAAGCCCGUCAAGUUGACUUGGACUGAGAAGUGGCGUCGUCUCAACAAGAAGGUUAGGACCACUGAGGUCGCCCGCAAGAAGACUCGUCGCACUGUGAAGGUCCAGAAGGCCAUCAUGGGUCUCUCUCUGGAGGACUUCCAGAAGAAGAAGUCUGAGCGCACUCAGCUCCGCAAGGAGGCUGAUGCCAAGAGGGCUGCCGAGCUCAAGGAGAAGGAGAAGGCCAAGGCUGCUCGCGCUGCUGCUAGCAAGACUGCUAAGCAUCAGGAGAAGCCUGUCGCCGCUAAGAUGCCCAAGCAGAAGCAGUCUCGCACUGGCAAGAGGUUCUAAGGAGGAACACUGGAGUUCAGUACGGUCUACUACAACAAUAACAACCACAGCUGUCUCCUUGCUU
Perkinsus marinus ATCC 50983 is the source of this 545-nucleotide messenger RNA. Its product is annotated as 60S ribosomal protein L24, putative. The transcript has 4 exons. Bases 17 to 481 code for a protein of 154 amino acids. The record is from RefSeq and is a predicted model, not a curated record. Lineage: Eukaryota; Perkinsozoa; Perkinsida; Perkinsidae. Gene Ontology annotation, biological process: cytoplasmic translation. Gene Ontology annotation, cellular component: cytosolic large ribosomal subunit. Gene Ontology annotation, molecular function: mRNA binding; structural constituent of ribosome.